This is a messenger RNA of Coregonus sp. 'balchen', 649 nucleotides long. NCBI's taxonomy places the organism in Eukaryota, Metazoa, Chordata, Actinopteri, Salmoniformes, Salmonidae. The record is from the annotation of a GenBank genome assembly.
AUGUGCCUGCUGGGCUCCGUCACCCCUAGGGACUUCUUCUUCAAGGAGAGCGGGAGGCAGCUGCUGGUGGGUGAAGUGGAGCAGGUAUGUGCCCUCUUCAGUAGGUGCACCUCCAGCGCUUUUGAUUUGGAGAUGAGGCACAGCACCCAGAGCUUGAGGGGCUACCUGGACGAGGAGUUAACCUAGUUGCCCCUGGCGGCUUCAGAGAACUGCCCAGGGGUCUUUGAGUGGUGCAAGAGGAGCAAAUGCACGGAUGAGGCCAUCUCCUCCCUGUACACAGUAUCCACUGGGCCCUGGAGGUGAGCCACACCCAUCCAGCCAGAGUGCUGUGCCAGGGGGGCCAGUGCUUUACUGCAGACCACGUCAUCAUGACUGUCCCUUUGGGCUUCCUGAAAGAGAAUGUGGCAGCCAUGUUUAAGCAAGCCCUCCCCAAGUCCAAGGCCGGCGCAUGGUGGACAAGAUCUACCUGUGAUUCAAGGACAUGUUCUGGCCCCACGACUGGGUCAGGAUCCAGUUGGUGUGGGAUGCGGGGGAGGAUGAGGAGUUAUACCAGCACUCUCAUUCAGAGGGUGGGGCCUGGAGAGACACAUGGUAUAAGAUCUGUGGCUUCGACACGGUGGCCCGCAACGUCACCGUCCUCUGCGGCUGA